Molecule: messenger RNA, 699 nt
Organism: Ostreococcus lucimarinus CCE9901
Lineage: Eukaryota; Viridiplantae; Chlorophyta; Mamiellophyceae; Mamiellales; Bathycoccaceae
Exons: 2
Coding region: 1-699 (232 amino acids)
Cellular component (GO): proteasome core complex
Molecular function (GO): threonine-type endopeptidase activity
Source: RefSeq, a predicted model, not a curated record
AUGGAUCACGGGUUCGAUGUUCCGGUGUCCAUGGGGACGACGAUCAUGGCGGUGCGAUACGCGGACGGCGUGAUACUCGGCGCGGAUUCGCGGACGAGCACGGGGACGUACGUGGCGAACAGGGCGAGCGACAAAAUCACGCAGAUCUGCGACAACGUGUGGAUGUGUCGAAGCGGGAGCGCGGCUGAUACGCAAAACGUUGCGGCGUAUGUGUCGAGAUUAGCGCAAGAGCACGCGGUGUCGGUGUCGAGCGCGGCGGCGGGCGCAGAUGAGGUGCUGACGUGCGACGUCAAACUCGUCGCAAACUUGACCAAGACCAUCGCGUACGAAAAUAAAGAUAGGUUACAGGCGGGGAUGAUCAUAGCGGGUUGGGAUCGGAAAUUAGGACCGCAGGUGUACGGCAUUCCCCUGGGCGGGUCCAUGGUCGAGGCCCCGUUCACCGUGGGCGGAAGCGGAAGCGCGUACGUGUACGGGUGGUGCGACGAUACGUUUAAAGAAGACAUGUCCAAGGAGGAAGCCCAGGCGUGGGUGACGAACGCGAUUUCGCUCGCGAUCGCGCGUGAUGCGUCGUCGGGAGGCGUCAUUCGCCUCGUCACUAUCGACGGCAAAGGUUGCGAGCGUAAAAUGUUGCAGCCGAUCGAACACGUGCUGUGCGACGACGAGUUGCCGCCGGUGAAGCGAAGCGUCGCGUCGACGUGA